This is a messenger RNA of Parasteatoda tepidariorum (common house spider), 1992 nucleotides long. RefSeq lists its product as uncharacterized. Lineage: Eukaryota; Metazoa; Arthropoda; Arachnida; Araneae; Theridiidae. The record is from RefSeq and is a predicted model, not a curated record.
CUUGAAACUUGAAAGUGAAACUAGUCAUAAGUGUCAGCACCAGGCGUCGUCUUUUCUCUCUCUAUCUCUCUUUUUUUCUGUUCGAUAUAGAUCAGAUUACUUUUUUUCAUAACUUCGCCAUCAUUUUGAUACUGAAGUUCUCACUAUCAGACUUCAGGGCGUGAAUCACAAGUUGAUUGUUGAUAAAAAUGCGACUUGUUAGUUUAGGUUCCGAAGUAUUCCAGAAAGAAUAAUUGGAUCUCACCAACACUUGGAUAUAAAUAAUAAAUAUGUAUAAAAAGACAUCCUCUCAAACGAAAGUGUAAUUGUCACCUCCUCAAUGUGACUUCAUGCUCAUAACUUUUCUUGAUAAUGGCAGAUGCAAAUUCUAAAAGAAAGAAACUACAAUUAAUUGCAGCAGGUAGAGAUGUUGCUGAUUUAAUUGUAGGUAGCCAUCGUGCGCUGGAAAUCUUCAAGGCUUUUUAUAGCGAAUGGGAUGAAUGUCGCGGUAAAAGCGUAUCUCUACUUGAGCAACUAGAAGUAGUCGUAGACAAGUCCUCCAGAGAAUCUGACAAAAUCGGUGAUGUGAUCCAAGGAAUUAACAGACUUGGAGACGAUAUUCCACACCCAGGUGCUACUUUCGGAGCAAGGAUAGCUGCCGCCAUCGGUACCUUUUUUGCAGGAUUGUUCGCCAAACAAAUGAGCGAGAAAGAAUUGAAAGCCAAAGAAUUUGAAAUAAGACAGACAUUUCAGAAAGACAUCGAUUCAACCUCUCUAGUUUAUGUGCACGGAGUACAGUGUAGCUCUCAAUUUGAAGAAACGCGCAAAUAUAUCAAAACAUUCCAUCGUUUGGUAACCCAAGAGGAGGAAUUGGAAUCGAUUAUAGAUGACGAGGAUGUGCUAGAGUUUUUGAAUGAGAUAGCUUUUUAUAAUCCAGAGAACAUAAGCGUAUUUUACAGAAGACUCAAAUCCCUUUAUGUAAAGCUUUUGAAGAGCUCUCAGUCAGCAGAAACCAGGCAUUUUAUUAGAGUUUUUGAAGAGGUACCUGCUUCUGUUCAGAUCAUUGAUUUACUCGCAUGGACAUUUGAUACUGAUGGUCAUGAUGUCAAAACGAUAGACAUUGCAUGGAAAGAACUAUUUGAUCUAUUCGUCAACCCUCAAAAUUUCAAUGUAAAACGAUUUCUGGAUAAAAUUCGAAAUUGUAUUUUUUUCCUUAAUAAGGAGCGUAACACUUUAAAACGUACUAAGAAGAACUUAUUAGGAGACAAUAUGCAGCAAUUAUCAUAAAAUGUAUACUUUUUUUUUGAAAACAAACUAAGAUUCAAAGAGUUUUGAAAAAACUAUAAUUUAUAUGAAAAAAUAGAGGAUUAGUUAAUUUAGUUUCCCAUAAUCAAAAUUUAAAGUCUAAUUUGCUAAGUAGUAGUUUGUUCUUCAAUAAUAUAGGAUUUCUAAACUUGUAUUUGAUUUGCUACAGCCUUUAUUUUGUUAAAAUAUAAACGACACUUAUUAAUAUAUAAAUUGACAAACAUAGUUGCAUACUAUUUACUGCAUAUCUAUGUUUUUGUAAGUUAUAAGUUAUUUCACUAAAUUGUAAAAUUCUAAUAAGUAGACAAUUUUCUUUGUACACUGACUGUAAUAUAUCACACCCUUGAAACGUCAUAACUCAAAAUAUUUUUUUAUUUUUAAUUUAAAACUUCCAUUAUUUACUUAUACAGCACUACAGCCCGCUGGGAGUCUUGGCCUCUUGAAUAAUAUCGCCCCAGACUUUCCUAUUUUCAGCUUUUGACUUCAGUUUUUCACCUUCUAAUUGGUUAGAUCAUAGGUUUUAUUGACCAACCAUCUCCUUUCCGGUUUUCCUCUUGGUCUUGAGUUCAAAAGUUACCAAUUUAAAAUAUUUCUUACAUUUCUAUUAUUAUUUAAUAUUUCAAUGUGCUCCAGCCAUGCCACACGCAUGGAUUUAAUGAAUCAAAUUAUGUUGUUUUUUGUUUGAUUAAAUGGUCAAGUUCACAACUA